Molecule: messenger RNA, 2814 nt
Organism: Cajanus cajan (pigeon pea)
Lineage: Eukaryota; Viridiplantae; Streptophyta; Magnoliopsida; Fabales; Fabaceae
Product: BEL1-like homeodomain protein 7
Biological process (GO): regulation of DNA-templated transcription
Molecular function (GO): DNA binding
Source: RefSeq, a predicted model, not a curated record
CUCACAAACUUUGGUUCUAACAAGAGGGGUGGUGGGGUAAUUUUUUGUGUUUAUGAUAAAAAGCAGAAAUUUAGAAUGUAAAAAGAAGCUAGUUACUGUGGAGUGAAAAAAGUUAAAUUCUGCUUCAAAGGGUUCAGAUUUUCACUCAUGAUUGUCUUCUGUUUCUGUUUUUGAUUAACCGCUGCAGUGGUUCUCUUUUCAGUUUUCAGUUUCGCUUUUCUUGUGUGUUCUUCACCUCACCUAGCUUCUGUGGUUUUCACUUUCAACUGUUUCCAGUUUUCCUCCAUAGGGUUUGAACUUUGAAGGGAAUUAUGGGGUUUCGGUUUCACACCUCGUUUGGAGUUUUCUUUGAUAUUCUUUCAGGUACUCCAUUGUGUUGAGCUUUUUGUUUGAGCAACAUCAUCAUCCUUGCCUCUAGCAGUGAGCAGAGGCAACAUUAUAUAUUUACCUCGGCAUAUUACUGGUUUCUGGAACCUGAGUGGUGAAGGAGAUGUGUAGCUGAGUCAGUUGUAGAGGGACCAGAAACAAGCAUCUGAAUUUUCAAUUGCUAAUUUUACUAUGUAUCCGAACCAAGCCUUUUCUUCAGGGUCCUAUGCAGAGAUGUUGUCUGGGAAUCCUCUUUUACCUCAUAACUAUAGUGAAUCUGUGGGAGGACAAAAUGAGCUGAAGUUCAUCACAUCCAUGGCUGACACAGUGACUAUGCAGCCUAUUGAUGGACAUUCCAAUGCUGGUGAUCCAGCGUGCAACUCUUUCGCCAAUGCUGGAGAUUCCCAUUCCCAUGUUAUUCCAAGGACAACACAAUUGGGACUUGUGGAAAGUGAGCAAAAUGUGCAGAACCAAGGCUUGUCUCUUAGCCUCGGCUCAGUGAUGCCUUCUAUGCAAUCUGUCCCUAACUUUUCAUAUCAGUAUCCCAGCACCGGAUUCUCCUCGCUAAUGACUGCUUCUGUCCCAAAUUUGAAGGGUACUUCUUCAAAAGAUGAUGAGGCCAGCCUACAGAGGGAAUUUAGGACUGCUGAGUGCAUGGCUUCUUUAGCUUCUGGUGGUGGCUUUCACAAAAGGGAGGGUUUGUAUAGUCCACACCCCUCAAUGUGCCUCAGUGAAGGCCAGUCUGAUGGAUCACAGGGUUUUUCCAACACUGUCUUGAACUCACAAUACCUCAAGGCAGCACAGGAAUUGCUUGAUGAAAUAGUUAAUGUCCGAAAGGCUUUGAAGCAAAAUGGUUUGGAAAAGCAACAGAGUUUCCGGGACAAUGGUUUAGAUGGCUCCAAAGAUUCUGACGGAAAAUCUACCAGCCAAUCUGUGCAAAUAUCUUCAGGUCCUAAUGGUUCUGCUGCUAACUCUUCAUCUGAGCUAUCACCCGCAGAACGACAGAAUUUGUUGGACAAGAAGACAAAACUUUUGUCCAUGUUGGAUGAGGUAGAUAAAAGAUACCGGCAGUAUUGCCACCAGAUGCAGAUUGUGGUGUCAUCUUUUGAUAUGGUUGCUGGGUGUGGAGCAGCUGAACCAUACACUGAACUUGCAUUGCGCACAAUAUCACGCCACUUUCGGUGCUUGCGCGAUGCCAUUAGUGGCCAGAUUCAAGCGACUCAAAGGAGCCUUGGAGAACAAGAGGGAAUACCUCGUCUCCGCUAUGUUGAUCAGCAGCUUCGUCAACAGAAGGCCCUUCAGCAACUUGGUGUAAUGCGACAAGCUUGGAGGCCUCAAAGGGGACUUCCUGAAACCUCUGUUUCAAUACUCCGUGCAUGGCUCUUUGAGCAUUUCCUUCAUCCUUAUCCCAAGGAUUCAGAAAAAGUUAUGCUGGCAAGGCAAACAGGCUUAACAAGAAACCAGGUGGCAAAUUGGUUCAUUAAUGCAAGGGUGCGUCUUUGGAAGCCAAUGGUUGAAGAAAUGUACAAAGAAGAAUUUGGUGAUUCUGAGAUGAGCAGCAACCUAUUAUCAUCAGAGAACGCACUGAAAGCUCCAAGAGACGAUGUUCAAGCUUCAGACAACAAAAGAGAAGAGUCUCAGGACAAUUUAGUAACACUUGAUAGUGUUCAGCACCAUGCCUCAGAGUUGGACAGAGGGAUCCAAAGUGGUGAUCAUGGGGAAAAUGCCAUGGAUCCUAGAAUUGGGAAAUUGCAAUGUGACCAAAGGUUCAACAUGAACAACACUAACCCUUAUUAUGGUGAUGGUUGCAUAAUGACUUCUACUGCUGCCACCUAUGAUUUAUCAGAGUUGGGAAACAUUGGCGUAGGUGGCCACGUGUCACUUGCAUUGGAGUUGAGGAACUGUGAAAGUGAAGGAUUUGGCACCAACAAUGAUGACAUGCAUAAAAGACGUAAGAAGACCACAGUGGCAUCUACCCCUGAGGCUGAUUUGCUAGAUUACCAUUUCACAGACACAGGAAAGCAACAAAACAAGUUUGGCAACCCUCAUCUAUUGCAUGAGUUUGUUGUGUGAAUAAAGGGUUGGCGAAAAUGUAAUGCUUCUAAGGAAAAAAUGUGUACCACCAAAGUAGAUAUAGAUAGACAAAACAAAAGCCUAUGCUGUUAUUACUACUUACAUGGUUGCUCAUUCUUCUUGUCCACAGUUCAUAAAAGCGAUGUAAAUCAUGAAUCGUACAAAAAUAUACUACAUUACACGUAGGUAUGUGUAGAUAUUCUGUUGUGGAUGGAUGAUUGGUUCAUUUGGUUGUAUUGUAUUGUAUCAUGCAGACAAAUUUUGUAAGGACAAGGAACGACGUAUCUUGUGCAUCACGAUGAAUAAGGAAUCUUGUCAAGAACGUAAAAAGGAGUACGAUCUGAAUGAAUGAAUGCAUUGACUCUUGUGCACACA